Ochotona curzoniae (black-lipped pika) is the source of this 2292-nucleotide messenger RNA. It is a transcript of the gene ABHD17C, whose product is annotated as abhydrolase domain containing 17C, depalmitoylase. The coding region runs from base 6 to 1019 and encodes 337 amino acids. Gene Ontology annotation, cellular component: plasma membrane; endosome membrane. Gene Ontology annotation, biological process: protein depalmitoylation. NCBI's taxonomy places the organism in Eukaryota, Metazoa, Chordata, Mammalia, Lagomorpha, Ochotonidae. The transcript has 3 exons. Gene Ontology annotation, molecular function: palmitoyl-(protein) hydrolase activity. The record is from RefSeq and is a predicted model, not a curated record.
CCCCGAUGCCCGAGCCAGGCCCCAGGAUGAACGGCUUCUCGCUGGGUGAGCUGUGCUGGCUCUUCUGCUGCCCGCCCUGCCCGAGCCGCAUCGCCGCCAAGCUGGCCUUCCUGCCGCCCGAGCCCACCUACACGGUGCUGGCGCCCGAGCAGCGUGGCCCGGGCGCGCCCUCCGCCGCGGCCCCGGCUCAGGCACCCGCCUCUGCCGCCGCUGCUCCCGGCGCGGCCCAACCUCCUCCAGCGGCGGCGGCGGCGGCCGAGGAGGGCCCGGGCGCGGCGCCCGGAGCGUGCAGCCUGCACCUGAGCGAGCGCGCCGACUGGCAGUACUCGCAGCGCGAGCUGGACGCCGUCGAGGUCUUCUUCUCGCGCACGGCCCGGGACAACCGGCUGGGCUGCAUGUUCGUGCGCUGCGCGCCCUCCAGUCGCUACACGCUGCUUUUCUCGCACGGCAACGCUGUGGACCUGGGCCAGAUGUGCAGCUUCUACAUCGGCCUCGGCUCUCGCAUCAACUGCAACAUCUUCUCCUACGACUACUCGGGCUACGGCGUGAGCUCGGGCAAACCCUCCGAGAAGAACCUGUACGCCGACAUUGACGCCGCGUGGCAGGCACUGCGCACCCGCUAUGGCGUCAGUCCUGAGAACAUUAUCCUGUACGGGCAGAGCAUCGGGACCGUGCCCACCGUGGACCUGGCCUCACGGUACGAGUGCGCAGCUGUCAUCCUGCACUCACCCCUGAUGUCCGGUCUGCGCGUGGCUUUCCCCGACACCAGGAAGACCUACUGCUUCGACGCCUUCCCCAGCAUUGACAAGAUAUCCAAAGUCACUUCUCCCGUGCUGGUCAUCCACGGGACAGAGGAUGAGGUCAUCGACUUCUCCCAUGGCCUGGCCAUGUACGAGCGCUGCCCCCGGGCCGUGGAGCCCCUGUGGGUGGAGGGGGCCGGGCAUAACGACAUAGAGCUCUAUGCACAGUACCUGGAAAGACUAAAACAGUUCAUCUCUCACGAGCUCCCUAACUCCUGAAGACGACGAGCCCCCGUUACCUCAUCUGCUGUGGACAGAAGGGCCCUCCUCUCCGCACCUGCUGUGACUGUGACAGCUCGUGGAGACAGUUGCGCCCAGCCUGCGCUCCCAGCCUUCACGGUGUCCUCCUCGAAGAGCCAGCACUGUCCCCGUCUCCUGCAUCGCCAGCCGGUUCUGCGCAGUCCCCACCACAGGUUCAACUCCCGCGGUCCCAGGCUCCAGCUCUGUGACCUUGCCGGAAGAGGCCCAUGAGCCGAGCAUGGGGACCGUGCCCUGGUCUCGUGUUGCCCCCUGCUCCUUCCCCCACCCCCGUCCCAUCUCCGCUGUCCAUCCCGGCGUCGGACACCUGUCGGGCUCUCGUCUCAGUUGCCAGACGGGUGGGUCCAGACCCACUAGUGCUGCUGUCGGUAGCAUCACUGGAAAGCUUUCAUGGUGAAAACCCCUUUAACUCGUUUUGGUUCUAGGACAAGUCUCCCCCAAACACACACACUGGAGAAUUAGCUUCCUGGAAAUUCCUGGAACAGCCUCAUCAACUGCAGCCCCAUGAAGUAGAACUGGAAGGCUCUCACACUGGGGUUGGUUUUGGGGUUUUUUUUAUUUUGUUUUUUUAAAGUGUACAUUUCUUACCAGCCAGCAGUUUUCCUAUUUGGAGUGUCUGGCAGAUCUAACCAAGAGCCUCGCGGGACUUGGCUUCACUGAAGUCCCCCCCAGGAGACUUUUUAAGCAGUACUGUACAUAUUUGCAAUGCCGUCGUGCAUAGAUUCUUAAUGGGUAGUUUCCCCCCUUGGUCAGGCUACAACGAUGAACCGCACACUUCCUUGUUUGUAAUGUAAAUGAUUGAACACCUUUUGUUAAUACGUUUUUAUUCCUAUGUUUUGCUAUUAAAAAAAUUUUAUAACAUUUGCAAGAUGAAACUUCCAAGUUUAUGCUUUGGAGACUUUCUGAAAAUUUCACGAGACAAAUCUUUUUUAGUUGAGGAACUUCCUCUGGGUGUUGACACUGGAGCGGGCGCUAUAGAGGCAUUGGGAAGAACGCUGAGCGCUUCAAAUUGCUACACUGCUUGUGUUGGUUGGGGGUGUGGGUUUGGGGCUUCUUUGGUUUGAUUUCUCUCUCUCUCUUUCUUUUUUUUUUUUUUCUGAAAUUUAAAAGCCUUAAAUGUACUGUAAGCCUCAGAUCGUUGUACAACUGGAUUACAGGCGAUUGCCAGUUUGUGUACUGUUGCUUGGAUGGGACCCAGUGGUUGGUAAUGGAAUAAAGGAUGCAUGGAUCAGAA